AUGUCCUUAUCAAAAAUUCUUGCGCGAUCGAGUGUGCGGGCGGCUUCUACAUCCACCGCUGCUCAAACCACCAAGGCUGCGGGGGAUAUCUCGAGUGUCUUCCCCAGCUUGCGACCGGAUUAUAAGCCGGAGCCGCUGCCUCCUAGAUUUAAGGAUCUGAAAGAGAAACUGUUCCGUGAGAACGGGGACGCAUUGAAGAAGAGUUGGGAGAGACUGCUUCCCAGCCUGGAAGAGGAAGUACAGAAAAUCAAGGCGAAAGGGAGCGAUAUUAUCCCGUCUGUGGAGUACUCUGAUGUUGUUUCCGGAAAUGUAUCUCAGGAGAGUCUGGCAGAGAUCCGUCAUCGCGGAUCAGUCGUGAUUCGAAAUGUGGUGCCGCGCAAAGAAGCGCGGGGGUGGAAGGAGAGAGUUGAGGACUACGUAGCUGCCAACCAGGAAAGAGUCAAGGCAUUCCCCCCAGACUCACCGGCGGUGUUUGAGCUAUACUGGACGCCGUCACAGGCAGAGGCUCGAGCCCACUCCAACGUGCUAGACACACAGCGCUUCCUGCAAUGUCUGUGGCAUUCCUCAGAUCCAAACACCCGUAUAUCGACACGGAACCCUCUCACAUAUGCAGACAGACUGCGAAUCCGACAACCAGGCGAUGGCAAAUUUACUCUAGGCCCUCACGUGGAUGGCGGCUCUCUGGAGCGCUGGGAAGACCCUGAGUACGCGAGGGUGUACGCCAAAAUCCUCGAAGGAAAAUGGGAAGAGCACGAUCCAUGGGAUGCGAAGCACCGCGUUACUGCACAGAUGGACCUAUAUAACGGCGCAGGAGCAUGCUCCAUGUUGAGAUUCUUCCAAGGCUGGCUCUCCAUGUCCAAGACAGCACCAGGAGAAGGCUCACUGCAUGUUUGCCCCAUGCUGACGCAUAGCUCUGCGUACACCAUCCUCAGACCAUUCUUCAACAGCGAGACGAUGCAGCCGACGAUAGAUAAUAUCUUCCCGGGAUCUGUUCCAGGUGCUUGCCAGGAAUAUAACCCCAUCACUCACCCGCAUCUCGACUUAGAAACGACCAUGGUGUCUGUUCCAGAGGUUGAGCCCGGCGACUAUGUUGCCUGGCACUGCGACUCAUUACAUUCGGUAGACAAAGAGCACCGCGGCAAGAGCGAUUCCAGUGUUCUCUACAUUCCUGCUACCCCAAUGUGCGAUAUGAACGUUGAUUAUCUGCUUAAGCAGCGGAAAGCAGCGCUUGAUUACUCCCCGCCAUGGGACUUCCCUGGAGCAGGUGGACCAGGCGAGAGAAAUUUUGAAGGAGCUCUGGACUGGAAAUCGCUCAGGCCUGAGGGCCAGCGCGCCAUGGGAUUGGGAUCACAGCCCUGGGAGAUCACAGCCGACAUGACCGAAGGAGAGAAACAGGCCGUUGAGAAGGCGAACAAAGCCGCCGCCGGAAUUCCCCAGUCUCCCUCCACUUCCGCAACAUUCACCUUCCACCUCACAACGAAACCUCCCCUCAAUGACCUCGCCGCAGCAAAGCUCAUAAUAAUGUGGCUGCAGGCGACGCUUCUUCUGGUCGCCUCUUGUGUCCCCUCGGCGCUCGCAAUUUACCCUGACGAGGUCGGCCAUAUCGAUUUCCACCAUGCGCUGCUAGGUGUCCCGUCGUCCCAAUCGACCUUUUUCCACCGCCCAUCUUCCUCCUCCAGCGCUGCCCUUCUCUACACAGUAUCGGAGAAAUCGCUUCUUGGUGCCGUCAACCCAAAAGAUGGACAAUUGUUGUGGAGGCAGAACCUGUCUCGCUCCGAUGUAGCUCCCGGCCAGAAUGCCCAAGGCUUGCUGCGGGCCUCGAGUGGAACAAACGCGGUCGUUAGUGGAUUGGGAGACUAUGUUUCUGCUUGGAGCGCCUUGGAUGGGAAAUUAAUAUGGGAAAAUUCGUCCCCGAAUAUGCCUGUUGUGGAUCUUGAGCUCUUAGAGCUCGAAGAUGCCAGCGGCGCUUCGUCAGACAGGGACGCAAUUGUGCUUUCUGGAGGCCAAGCGGGAACGAUUAAAAGGCUGGAUGGCUCGACUGGUGACAUUAAAUGGGAGCAUCAUGAUGAAAGCGGCGAUUUCCCCUUCCAGGUGUCCUCCUCCUCGACCAACAUCUUCUACAUCUCUCUACAGCCGGGUUUGCUGAAGGGUCACAAAAUCCGGGUUACCUCACUGGAUCUCCUGACCGGUCGCCAGACGCACCAGCAGGUACUCAACUCUGAUAGCGAUAUUUCCGGACCGGAGUCGGUGCUCUUCGUGGGUGCCAACAACGCGUUCCCUGUUAUCGCCUGGGCGGAUAAGGCAAACAAGACGCUCAAGGUCAAUGUAAUUGGCACUAAGCAAGUGACAUCGGUCAAUAUCGACAACACUAGUGGAGAGGAAAUCAGGUCCAUCCAAGUUCACGCGCCGGAGACCCUCAAUGCGCUACCCCACUUCCUUGUGCAGUACGAGACUGCGUCCGGUUCUUGGGCUGAGGUUUAUCACGUUGACCUCAAAUCUUCGACCGUGUCAAAGGCCUACAGCCUGCCGUUUUUGAAGGGAUGGUCUGCUUUCGCCACCAGCACCAAGGAUGCCAAUGUCUAUUUCACUCGGAUCACCGACUCUGAGACAGCUGUUGUGUCUUCUGCUUCUCACGGUGUUCUCGGAAGAUGGCCUCAGAACCCUCCCUUGGAUCACACCGUUCAUGCGGUUGCGGAGGUAGCUACGAAGGGUGACAGUGAUACCGUGGCUGUUCGCUCGGCCAUUGUGUUGGAAUCUGGUGAUUGGCAAAUGGUUCAGAAUGGCGCGAUCGGGUGGCUCCGACCUGAAGCGCUGUCUGGUGCAUUGGCCGCCACCUGGGCCAACGUGGACAGCCAGCAGGAUUUGGCCCACCAACUCGAAGUCGAAGGUCAUGAAAGUCUUCUCAAGGCGUAUACACACCGUGUGAAGCGCCAUGUAAAUGACCUCCAGCAUCUUCCCAACUGGUUGAGAGAGCUGCCUAAGCGUGUCCUCACUAGCUUGCUUGCCGAUGAAGUUUCCAACCUUGACAGCUUUGGCGUCUCCAAGCCCGUCUUAAUCGCCACUAAAAAUGGGCGGGUAUAUGCUCUAGACAGCGGAAAUCACGGCAAAGUGUCCUGGAACGUGAAGGCUGCUGAGGCGGAUACUUGGAAUGUCAAGUUGAUUCGGACUCAGCCUGGGUCUGCUACAGUGUAUGUUGACGAUGGUAGCACUGUUACCUUGAAUGUCACUACAGGAGAUAUAAUCCAGCGUGGCCCUGCCACAGGGAAGUUCUCUUCGGUUGUCCCUGAAGAUGAGGCCUCGGAAAAUGUAUACACUGUGACCCAGGAUGACGAUGGGAAGAUUCUCGGAUGGAACUCAAGGGACCCCAAGUUGCCCGUAUGGGUAUUCCAACCCGCACCAGGCGAGAAGAUCAUUCGCGCCACUGCUCGCCCACCUCACGACCCAGUUGCCUCAAUCGGAACGGUCCUGGGAAACCGAUCCGUUCUGUACAAGUACCUGACUCCUAACGCGGCUCUCGUCACAGCUAUUGGGGAGAACUCAGCCACUGUCUACCUGUUAGACGCAGUUACCGGCCGAAUUCUCCACACGAGCAAGCAUCAGGGAGUUGACACCGCGCAGCCUAUCGCCUCUGCAAUUUCAGAGAACUGGUUCGCAUACUCCUUCUAUGCCGAAAGCUCCGAACCCUCCGAACCCAGGGGCUACCAAUUGGUCAUAUCGGAGAUGUUCGAAUCUCCCAUUCCUAACGACCGCGGUCCUUUGGGCUCCGCGUCCAACUACUCCACGCUUAUUGACUUGCACCUUCCUCACGUCAUCUCCCAAUCUUAUAUGAUCGCAGAACCCAUAUCGCACAUGGCCGUCUCCCAAACCCGCCAGGGCAUCACCACCCGCCAACUCCUAGCUACCCUCCCAGAGUCCAAUGCCAUAGUCGGCAUCCCUCGCCCUAUCCUGGACCCCCGUCGCCCCGUUGGCCGAGACCCCACCGCCAAUGAAGCCGAGGAGGGCUUGAGGAAGUACACCCCCUUCCUCGAAUUUGACGGAAGAUGGUACCUCACGCACGCGCGCCAGGUCGCAGGAAUCAGCACCGUUCUGUCUUCACCCACACUCCUCGAAAGUACGUCUCUGGUUUUCGCCUUUGGAAACGAUAUCUUUGCCACGAGGAAUAUGCCCAGCCAGGCGUUCGAUAUUUUAGGCAAGGGAUUCUCGAAGUUGCAGUUGCUUUUCACGAUUGUGGCUUUGGCUGUCGGUGUUUCGAUUUUGGCCCCGAUUGCCCGCAAGAAAAAGGUCGAUAUGCUUUGGAAGACGCGGUAG
Aspergillus versicolor CBS 583.65 is the source of this 4308-nucleotide messenger RNA. RefSeq lists its product as uncharacterized. The record is from RefSeq and is a predicted model, not a curated record. The transcript has 5 exons. Gene Ontology annotation, molecular function: protein binding. NCBI's taxonomy places the organism in Eukaryota, Fungi, Ascomycota, Eurotiomycetes, Eurotiales, Aspergillaceae. The coding region runs from base 1 to 4308 and encodes 1435 amino acids.